AUGGUGAGAUGGAUCCCUCCUAGAAAUCCUUUUUUGAAGUUCAACGUCGAUGGUGCGAGUCAAGGUAAUCCGGGCAAUGCUGGAAUUGGCAGAAUGUGCAGAUCCUCUAUUGCCUCUUUUAUAUGCGGUUUCUCCCAAGGAAUUGGGUGGAACUUUGCUUUAGUGGCUGAAGCUAUGGCGAUUCGUGCUGCUCUUAGGACUGCUCUUAAUUUGGGCAUAUCUCUUUUGGUGAUUGAAAGUGACAAUCUUCUCGUGAUGAACAUUCUCAACGAUCACACUCUUGAAAUACCUUGGAGAAUCAAUCCUAUCAUACAGGACUACAGAACUUUGGCUACAGGUUACGUCACAUUUUAUGAACGAAAUGAAAAUUUUUUUGUUUGGUCGAAUAUGAGCGAAAUGAUCACGGCGAGCUUUUACAAUUCUGUUUAUUUGCAGAAUGCCAUUGAUGAAGAGCGUUAUGAUGAUGCAUCGAUGUUGUGUAGGCGUAGUGGAAGUGGGCUGGUAGGCUGGUGGGUGGGAUGUUCCAAGGAUUCCGAUGAUCCUUUUGGAAGAGUAGUACGAAUAACCCCUGGCAUUGGCAGAUUUGUGGCAAGGAGUUAUAGUCCAAGACAAUUGAUUACAGGAUCUCCUGGGACCCCAUUGUUUGAAAUUUUUGUCAUCAGAGAUGCUGAUGAGACUUACACAAUGCAGGUAGUAUUGUUGCAGAGGGUGAAAGGAAUUUCAACAAGUUCUUCAUCAGCAUCUAAACUGACUGAUGAGCUAUCUGCUGUUGGCAUCAAGAGCUCAGAUGUAGAAGGCGUUCCAGUGAAUGAAGAAGAGGAUGUUGAGAGACGUGAAGAGAAGAAUGUAAAUAUUAAGGAUGCUAAUGAAGAAGGCAUACGAAGUGUUAUAAAUUUUCUUAAAGAUAAAAUUCCAGGAUUGAAACUUAAAGUCACGAACAGUAAAGUUCCCGAGGAGACAACGGGAGAUGGCGAUAGUAUGGAGCAGUUAAUGCAGGAAAAUGAUACUGCAAGGUCUGCUGGGAAUUCUGAUGACGAAGCUGGUAACUCAGAUGAUGUCAAGCCUGAUGAGAUCACUGUUGGAGAAGAUACCAACACAAGGGAAGAGGGGAAGAAUAUGACUGUGAAGCUUUUUAUUGGUGGAGUUUUACAUAAUAGGGAAGAUAUCCCUUCAAUGGAUGAGUAUGUUCGCUACCCUGCUGAAAUAAAAGAUAUGAAAAGGGAUUCCUUUGUGCUUCAUGUUCCAAGUAGAAGUAAGGAUGCUGAUGUUGGAGAGAGUCAAAUACCUGAGAUUAAACUGGCUGCAAUUACAGCGCAGGGUGGUUCUGAGCUCAUGCCUCUUGAUGUUGCCAAGGCAUUUGGGAAUGUGGAUAAAAUUUCUUCAAAGGCUUCUAGAGAUGUCCGUGAGAUUGUCAAGCUUGCUGUUACACGGGCCCAAAAGCGGAACACACUUUCUGGGGAUACGACUUUUAGUCGGAUCAUGACUUCUAAAGAUAAUUUAGAUCCCUUUGAUGGGUUGUAUGUGGGAGCAUUUGGCCCUUACGGCACGGAGCUUGUACUGCUCAGACGUAAAUAUGGUAACUGGCAUGGGAUGAAUGACACAGAUGAGUGUUCAGAUGUUGAGUUCUUCGAAUAUGUUGAGGCAGUAAAGCUGACUGGAGAUCUAAAUGUUCCCGCUGGCCAGGUUACAUUUCGUGCUAAAAUUGGGAAAGGGAGUCGCAUACCCAACCGAGGGAUGUAUCCAGAUGAGCUAGGAGUGGUUGCUAGUUACAAAGGUCUAGGAAGAAUAGCUGAAUUUGGGUUCCGAAAUCCACACUGGGUUGAUGGUGAACUACUCCAGCUGAGUGGCAAGGGCAUGGGACCAUAUAUUAAAGGUGCAGACCUUGGGUUCCUCCAUCAUGUUCCGGAGCAGAGCUUCCUUGUGCUGUUCAACCGCCUGAAACUACCAGAGUGAGGCCAUGUCUCAUUCAUUGCCAACAUGUGGAACUCCUUGUUGACAGUACAUGUGAACACUUCCGGUGGCAUCUUACAUACAGAGCAUAGGGUUUGGCUACCCGGGCAUGUUUUGACCA
Telopea speciosissima is the source of this 2071-nucleotide messenger RNA. Its product is annotated as protein EXECUTER 2, chloroplastic-like. Gene Ontology annotation, biological process: singlet oxygen-mediated programmed cell death; response to singlet oxygen. The transcript has 11 exons. Gene Ontology annotation, molecular function: RNA-DNA hybrid ribonuclease activity; nucleic acid binding. Gene Ontology annotation, cellular component: thylakoid membrane. The record is from RefSeq and is a predicted model, not a curated record. NCBI's taxonomy places the organism in Eukaryota, Viridiplantae, Streptophyta, Magnoliopsida, Proteales, Proteaceae. Bases 1 to 1953 code for a protein of 650 amino acids.